UUUUUGAUGGUUUCCAAUCACAAGAAAGAGAUGAAGAUGGAGCCCAAUUGCAUCUUUGGGCUGGUGUUUCUCUUAGUGAUUGUACAGCAGGUUUCUAGCUCUGGUGUCUUCCAGCUGGAGCUUCAUGAAUUUAAGAAUGUCAAUGGGGUGCUGGCAAAUGGGGGGUCGUGUUUGCCCAACUGCAGGACCCUCUUCAAGAUUUGCUUAAAACAUUACCAGACGGUGUUAUCUCCAGGACCCUGUACCUUCGCCAGUGUGAUCACCCCAGUUCUUGAAUCCGACUCCUUUCCCAACAAAAUCAGACUGCCCUUUAACUUCGCAUGGCCGAAAACCUUUUCACUGAUUAUUGAAGCUUUUCACUCUCCAGCGGUCCAAAGUGCCUCUCAAGAAGAACUACUGAUUAAUCGAUUUGAAAUCCAGAAUUCACUGAAUGUGGGCGAAGAAGGGCCCAAAGUUGUCCUGUUCGGAAGGCAGCAGGUUAAACUUGAAUAUUCUUACAAAGUUGUCUGCAGUGAACACUACUAUGGAGAAAGCUGCUCUAGACUCUGCAAGCCCCGUGAUGAUCACUUUGGGCACUACAUUUGUGAACCUGAUGGAAGUGUGUCUUGUCUGAAAGGAUGGAGAGGAGAAUAUUGCACAGAACCGAUAUGUCUGGAAGGAUGUAGUGAGCAAAAUGGAUAUUGCAAGAGUCCUGGAGAAUGCAAUUGUCAUUCAGGCUGGCAAGGACGUUUCUGCAAUGAAUGUAUUCCUCAUAAUGGAUGUCGACACGGGACUUGUCAAAUCCAGUGGCAGUGCAUCUGUGAUGAGGGUUGGGGUGGCCUCUUCUGUGAUCAAGAUUUAAACUACUGCACCCACCAUAAGCCAUGCAAAAAUGGAGCCACGUGUAUGAAUACUGGACAGGGCAGCUACACAUGUUCUUGCCGGGCAGGUUUUACUGGCGUCAACUGCGAGGAAAAGAUUAAUGAAUGUGACAGUAAUCCUUGCAGGAAUGGGGGCAGUUGUACGGAUGUUGAAAGUGGCUAUGUAUGCGAGUGUCCUCAGGGGUAUUAUGGAACCCACUGUGAAAACACUGUGUUAAAUUGUGCCGAUUCCCCUUGUUUUAAUGGUGGUACCUGUCGAGAGAGAGAACUGGGCGCCAGCUACUCGUGUCACUGCCCAUUGGGAUUCACUGGAAAUAACUGUGAGAAAAAAGUUGAUAGAUGCACCCACAAUCCCUGCCUAAAUGGUGGACAAUGUCUUAUUAAUGGUUAUACUCGACUGUGCCACUGCGCUUAUGGAUUUACAGGACCAACUUGUUCAAUUAACAUAAAUGACUGUGCUAGUCAUCCAUGUUCAAACGGAGGAACCUGCUAUGAUCUGCUUGGUGAUUUCUUCUGCAAGUGCCCUCCAGCAUUUACUGGCAAGACCUGUGAUAAAUUAAUCCCUGAGUGCACUCCCAAUACCUGCAAGAAUGGUGGAACCUGCCAUAUGGGGCCCUACGACAGUUUCCCUUUAUGUAUAUGCCUUGACAACUACAGUGGAAGAUUUUGUGAAUCCUCUGGAUCCACGACUACAAAAAAAGUUUGGGAGUUUCCUUGGGUUGCUGUGUUUAUGGGUGCUGGUUUGGUUGGACUCCUGGUCUUAAUGUGUAUGAUCUUAAUGGUUGUCAAGCACUUUCGUCAGCAACCAGUGCAGCACAGUAAAGCAAUGAAUAAUUUAUCUGAUUUUCAAAAAGACAAUCUAAUUCCACCAAAACAGCUUAAGAACAUAAACAAGAAGAAAGAUCUAGAAGUAGACUGUGGUCUACAGAAAUCAAACUACAAAAUGAAGAACCACUCACUAGACUGUAACCUUACUAAUGGUCAUAUAAGAGGUGUCAGUAGCGUCAUUGGAAAAGGUGACAAAUUCCAUUUAAGUGAAAAGUCUUUUGAAGAAGAGAAGUUUCCACUGAGUUUCCACAGUGAAAAGCCAGAGUGUAGAAUAUCAACGAUAUGUUCUCCAAGAGAUUCAAUGUACCAAUCAAUUUAUAUGAUAGCAGAAGAACGGAAUGAAUGUGUGAUAGCUACAGAGGUGUGAGACAAACGUUGAAUCUGCAAAUGUGCGGCUUCCUUAUUUUCCGAGGACUGCUGAGAUUGAAGGAGUGUGCAAGUAUGAUGUUUACAAUUCAGGACUCUGGACUUGAGGUGAAAAAUGAUUUUUUCCACAUGAAACUUGCUGCUUCAGAAGACAAUCUUUAAUCUGAGGGCGAUGAAGACUGUGAAUUUACUAGCAGUGAUACGAGAGCUUUCGUUAUUUAAACUUUUGAUUUAGAAGACUGAUCAACUGAAUGUAACAAAACUGGAGGACAUUGAAUAUACAAGGAAAUAUGACUAUACAGAAAAGAAAAA
This is a messenger RNA of Spea bombifrons (plains spadefoot toad), 2366 nucleotides long. It is a transcript of the gene DLL4, whose product is annotated as delta like canonical Notch ligand 4. The transcript is spliced from 11 exons. Lineage: Eukaryota; Metazoa; Chordata; Amphibia; Anura; Pelobatidae. Gene Ontology annotation, biological process: heterophilic cell-cell adhesion; cell communication; multicellular organism development. Gene Ontology annotation, molecular function: calcium ion binding. Gene Ontology annotation, cellular component: plasma membrane; protein-containing complex. The record is from RefSeq and is a predicted model, not a curated record. Bases 7 to 2055 code for a protein of 682 amino acids.